Molecule: messenger RNA, 1440 nt
Organism: Lasiosphaeria miniovina
Lineage: Eukaryota; Fungi; Ascomycota; Sordariomycetes; Sordariales; Lasiosphaeriaceae
Exons: 2
Coding region: 1-1440 (479 amino acids)
Source: RefSeq, a predicted model, not a curated record
AUGUCGGGCUGGUGGACCGACGUCGGACCGUCGUUCGCCGUCCAGAACCUCACGACUGGCCUCCUCCAGUACAGCACAUGCAACAGCAACAACACGCCGCUGUACCCUCUGGACCCGCCCAACGUCUUCUUGACCAAGUACUCGCCCAAGAACGGGACGUCGCUGGCGGCGACGGGCUGGUUCGAUAAGACGACAACGUGGGCCUCGGUGUUCUACCAGAACAACAACGACGACCUUGUCAACGCCAUCUACACAUGCGACUGGACCAAAGGCGUGUACAACCAUGUCUCGAGCGCCGUAAUCUCGGACCGCGCCGGCACGCCUGUGGUAAACCCGCAGACGGGUCUAUCGGUGGCCCUACUUGGCGAGCAAGAAGGCUAUCGCGUCUUCUUCAACGACAAGAACAGGGAGAUGCAUUUCCUCAAGUUUACCCAACAGGAUAGUUGGUCGUAUGGCGGCCCGGCAUCUACCAACAGUAACAGGACCGGUCUGGCGAUCCACUCGCAGUUCUCGGGUGUUCGAAACGUGAGCGUCGUGACGCCGCGGGACAUCUCCAACAUGGAGACCGUGCGCCUCAACAUCGACGGCACCUGGCAUGUUUCCACGUUCCCCACGCCGUUGAAAGGGUUCAACGUCACCAACCUGUCAAAUGCCACGUCGUUCCCCUACGAUACGUCGGCGAAGCCCUCAAUGACUCUGGAAGCUUGGAGCGGCAACCCCAAGGCUCUAGGCUUGGCCGUCGACGCGGCGCUCACGCGGUACAUCUUCUACGUUGGCACCGAUAGCAUGGUUCACUCAGUGGCGGCUUUCGUCACGGGCUCGACAGAGAGCGGGUGGCGACCGCAGCCGGACCAGACGGCGGAUAUCUGGCCCAAGGCUGAUGAGGCUAACGGCGACUUUGCCAUUGCGAGCGACUUCGGCACUAGCAGUAUACGGCUCUACUACGCUAGCGGCGGUGUCAUACACGAGGCUAAUUAUCUCGCCGGCAACUGGGGUUCCGCGUCCAAGCUCAAUGCCUUUAAUACUUCAGCGGCGCAGGGCGGCAGCGGCGGCUCGGGGUCAGGCCUAUCGACGGGCGCCAAAGCGGGCGUCGGCGUCGGCGUGUCGCUCGGAGUCAUCCUCCUCGCGGGCGCCGCCGCCGGGAUCUGGAUGCUGCGCAAGAAGCGCGCAGCCGACGAGGAGAAGGCGCUGGCGGCCGCAGCGCCCGUCGUCGAGGUGGCAAGCACGCAUGGAGACGGUACCGCCAGCCACCACGGUUCGUUGGCGGGGGUGGCACGGACGGGCAGCGGUGGCAGCCGUCCAUGGGACACGGAUGUCAAGGACAAGCCGGCGACGCCAACACCGCGCGAGCUUGAGAGCCCGAACCUCGCCUCGGAGCUCCCCGAACACAUCGAUCGGACGGAGCUGCCGAGUGACCGGAAUGUUACCGAGCUUCCUUGA